AUGAGCGCAACUGAACAUUCCAGCACCAGCGGACAAAUGUCGACAUCAAGCACCAUGCUCAGUUUGGCUGACAAGCAAAAAUACAUCGAAAACUACGACUUCCCGUACUGCGAUGAGUCAAGCAAGUACGAGAAGGUAACCAAAAUCGGCCAAGGAACUUUCGGGGAGGUGUUUAAGGCAAGGGAAAAGAAAUCCACCAAAAAGUUUGUUGCACUCAAGAAGGUGCUGAUGGAAAAUGAAAAAGAAGGCUUUCCGAUUACGGCAUUGCGCGAAAUUCGUAUUCUACAGUUGCUAAAGCACGAGAAUGUGGUAAACCUGAUUGAGAUUUGUCGCACCAAGGCUACCGUACAGAAUCGCUACCGUUCCACGUUCUAUCUGGUGUUUGAUUUUUGUGAGCACGAUUUAGCCGGACUGUUGUCCAACAUUAAUGUGAAGUUCAAUCUAGGCGAAAUUAAAAAGGUCAUGCAGCAGCUGCUGAACGGCCUGUACUACAUUCACAGCAAUAAGAUCCUGCACCGUGACAUGAAGGCAGCGAAUGUGCUGAUAACGAAAAACGGGGUCCUUAAGCUGGCCGAUUUCGGACUUGCUCGUGCAUUUAGCGUAUCAAAGAACGGUUUGCCGAAUCGAUACACCAACCGCGUGGUGACGCUUUGGUACCGGCCACCGGAACUGCUGCUCGGUGAUCGCAACUACGGUCCACCAGUCGAUAUGUGGGGUGCGGGCUGUAUAAUGGCGGAAAUGUGGACCCGAUCACCCAUCAUGCAAGGUGCCACCGAACAGCAGCAGCUCAUUCUCAUUUCCCAGCUGUGCGGUUCGUUCACGAACGAUGUUUGGGCGGAUGUGGAAAACCUUGAGCUGUUCCACAAGAUGGAACUUCCGAUGGGGCACAAGCGAAAAGUGCGCGAGCGACUACGCCCGUACGUUAAAGAUCCGCACGGUAUCGAUCUGCUCGACUAUCUGCUUAUGUUGGACCCGAAAAAGCGUAUCGAUGCGGACACUGCCCUCAACCAUGACUUCUUCUGGACCGAUCCGAUGCCGUGCGAUUUAAGCAAGAUGUUAUCACAGCACACGCAGAGCAUGUUCGAGUAUCUGACACCGCCAAGGAGGCCGGGACACAUACGGCACUACCAGCAGCAGAUGGUGAACAUGCAGGCAAAACCGCAGGACAAUAGCUAUCAGGAUCGGGUGUAUUAG
Molecule: messenger RNA, 1194 nt
Organism: Anopheles marshallii
Lineage: Eukaryota; Metazoa; Arthropoda; Insecta; Diptera; Culicidae
Gene: Cdk9
Product: cyclin-dependent kinase 9
Exons: 4
Coding region: 1-1194 (397 amino acids)
Biological process (GO): protein phosphorylation
Cellular component (GO): nucleus
Molecular function (GO): ATP binding; cyclin-dependent protein serine/threonine kinase activity
Source: RefSeq, a predicted model, not a curated record